Prosopis cineraria is the source of this 2114-nucleotide messenger RNA. Its product is annotated as pumilio homolog 12-like. The coding region runs from base 102 to 1742 and encodes 546 amino acids. Gene Ontology annotation, molecular function: mRNA binding. Lineage: Eukaryota; Viridiplantae; Streptophyta; Magnoliopsida; Fabales; Fabaceae. The transcript is spliced from 5 exons. The record is from RefSeq and is a predicted model, not a curated record. Gene Ontology annotation, cellular component: cytoplasm. Gene Ontology annotation, biological process: post-transcriptional regulation of gene expression.
AUCAGAAAUUCAGCUCCUCCUACUCCUUUAAAUUCUCAAACCCUCUUUCUAAACCCUCCUCAAAGCCCUUCGGCGUGUGAGCUCUUGCUUGCGGGUUAAGGAUGGACCCUCACCGGCGCCGUUCUCCGCACCACACCGACUCUGCUAACUCCGCAUCUUCUCCCCGCAACACUAACUCUGCUAAUUCCGAAUCUUCUUCGUCCGGAAUAACUCUCCCCGACUCCUUAUUUCAAAAUCACUCUUACCAAUUUCGUCCUGAUCGUACCCUGGAGGAGUCUUUUGCCCGUCUCCGUGUCUCCUCCUAUAAUCACUCGCCUUCCCGCCCUUCUUUCUUGGACUCGCCUGUUGAUGGCGGCGCCAUUGGACGUGGAUUUCCUUUGGGGCCAAUGCCGGAGAAGAAUCUCUCCGUACAGAAUCUUGGUUGGGAUAACAAUGGUCUUGCUGCUGAUGGCGGAAUGCGACCGCGGGAUUAUUUUGUGGGCUCUGAUGGUUGGGGUUUGGAGAACUCUUGGUCGGCUUCUUAUCCGACAUUGGAUGCUCAUGAGCACUAUUCGAACUAUGAUUGUUUUCUUCCCUCGCGUUUCGCGACGCAACAAGAAGUCGGCGCGAGUUUCCCUGCUGUCCCACUUUUGGAUGGACAUGAAUUACGCUUUAUGUUACUUCAAAAUCACGCCCGUUUUGAUUACAGGAACAACAUUUCGCAUCUUUCGGAUUCUGAUAUCAUCGGUGGCCAUCCCCAAUGGUUGCAGCCGUCCUCGAGUCUCCAAUCAAUCGGUUAUUUUCGCGGGAGCAUGCUGUUGUUAGCGAGGGAUCAAUAUGGAUGUCGACUCUUGCAGGAGAUGAUGACUGGCUUAAAAGCAGAGGAGAUUUCUUUGAUAUUUUCUGAGCUGAUUGAACAUGUGAGCGCGUUGAUGCUGGACCCAUUCGGAAAUUAUGUUUUCCAGAAACUGCUGGAAGUCUGCACCGAAGAACAGAGGACUCAAAUCAUUACCCGAGCUUAUUUUCAGCUUUUCAGUAUUUCUCUUGACGUGCAUGGAACCCGCGCUGUGCAGAAAUUAUUGGAGCAUGUUACCACCCGGUAUCAAAGAGCUAUGAUUAUUUCGGCUCUAAGCCCCCAUGCUGUUGCAUUGACCAGGGAUAUCAAUGGCCAUCAUGUGGUUUUGCAUUGUCUAAAACAAUUUUCAGUUGAACAAAAUAGGCAUCUUCUGAAUGAAGUAGCAAACCACUGUUUUGAGAUUGCAACAGAUAAAAGUGGGUGUUGUGUGCUGCAGCAAUGUGUUAACCAUGCUGAGGGAUCGAUCAAAGAUCGACUUAUGUCUGAGAUUGUAAAACGUGUUCCGGAGCUGGCACAAGAUUGUUAUGGCAACUAUGUGGUGCAACAUUUGAUUUCUCUGAAAAUAGCAGCAGUUACGGAAUCUAUGCUAAUAAUGCUUCAAGGGAGUUUUUCCUGUCUUUCCUGCAAUAAAUAUGCUAGUAAUGUUGUGGAGAAGUUUUUACGUGAAUCUGGAGAGCAGUAUUCUACACCAAUAAUUUUGGAGUUGCUUCAAGAUAGGGGUGUUUCAUCGCUUCUUGUGCAUCCAUACGCCAAUUAUGUCAUCAGAUCAGCACUGAUGGUGUCCAAGGGACACAUUCGUGAUGCACUGUUGAUGCUGAUUGAUCGAAAUUCCGCAAAGAUGCGCACUAAUCUCUAUGGGAAAAAGCUACUUGCUCGGUUUGACAGGGGCAACCUAAGAUCCAUCUAGACAUGUAUGAUUAUUUGUUAUAUAUAUUACAUGUUUUGCUGAGAAUUUCUGUAGUUCUUUAGGGAGUCAUUUAUGUUUACCUUGUGUCCCAUUAACGUGGGAACUAAGGCAAUGUCUUGAAUCAGUGUCAGUAGCAUCUGUUGUCUAUAGUAAUAAUUUGUUUGAGUUUGGAGGAGGAGCAAGUGGAUGAGAGGUGGAGGGUUGUGAUUGGAGGCUGUGGUCAAAAUGCAAGUGCAUAGGAGCUCAAAUUAUAUAAUCAUUACUUUAUCUUGGGGGUGGCUGAAGCGGAUCGUACAUAAGUUGUUGUUGUUGUUGUGGUUAUUUUUCCCUCUUCCCUUUUGCUUUGUAUUUUUUUUUUUCGUAUAAUAAAUU